Molecule: messenger RNA, 608 nt
Organism: Chilo suppressalis (striped riceborer)
Lineage: Eukaryota; Metazoa; Arthropoda; Insecta; Lepidoptera; Crambidae
Source: the annotation of a GenBank genome assembly
AAAAAAAAAAAAAACUAUGGAGCUGUCAGAGUGACAACACAGAAAUCGUUUCUAAUGUUUAAUACAUAGUAAAAUUUCUCGUUUUAUUUUUACAAAAAAGAAAAAUAACAAUCAUUAUGGAAAGCUUCAUAAAAAAUAUAAAAAAGAAGCUUUCCGUGGACAACAUCGUCGAUAUGAUGAAAGAAUCUAAAGUUAUCGACGAUAAUUCCAUCAAAGAGGAGGACGUGAGAAAAACUCUUCAAAAAAUAGACCCCAACUCUCUUAUGGAUGUAGACGAACUUGCUGCCAAGUUGAACGAGAUAUCUGAAGAUAUAAGCAAAGCAACUGAGAGUACAACAGUGGAGAAAACCGCUGGUAAAAUUAUUAUAGAAGCGGCAAAAUCUGGCCUUAAUGCUCUCAAGAAGCCCACGCAACAGGAGGAAACGCCUAGCACUGAAAAUGAUUUCCUAAGUGCCUUGAACAAGGAAGAUAACGUAUUCAACCUGAACGAUGACUUUAACUGAAAUUUUAAACGGAUUUAGUGCUUCGUGAUAGAUUGUCCUUUUUAAUAUAACAUUUCAUAAACUUUUGCUUUCUACAAUAAAUUACACGAACUUACUAUCGUAAUG